Messenger RNA from Trachemys scripta elegans, 2932 nucleotides. It is a transcript of the gene KCTD19, whose product is annotated as potassium channel tetramerization domain containing 19. The transcript is spliced from 17 exons. The record is from RefSeq and is a predicted model, not a curated record. Bases 1 to 2868 code for a protein of 955 amino acids. Gene Ontology annotation, biological process: protein homooligomerization. NCBI's taxonomy places the organism in Eukaryota, Metazoa, Chordata, Testudines, Emydidae.
AUGCAUUUUGUGAGAAAGGAACCAGAGACAGUUAAUGAAGCCACAGAAGAGGACUCAAUUCAUUUUAAUGUUGGUGGCUGGCAUUUCUCUAUUCCGAAAAGUAAAAUUGCUCAGUUUCCAGAAUCCCUGCUUUGGAAAGAAUCUUCUACCCUGGUUCCAUCUGAAAACCCAAGACUAUUCAUCGACAGAGAUGGAUUCACAUUUAGACACGUCCAUUAUUAUCUACAUACCUCAAAGUUGUCUUUUUCCAGCUGUGCUGAAUUGAAUUUGUUGUAUGAACAAGCAUUAAUUUUGAAGCUGACACCUUUAUUGCAGACUUUAGACAAUUUGAAGGAAGGGAAACAUAAUCUGCGUGUGCGACCUGCAGAUAUACCAAUAGCUGAAAGAGCAUCCAUGAAUUACUGGAGAACGCAAAAAUGUAUCAGCAAGCCAUCAGAGUUUCCUAUCAAAAGCCCAGCAUUUACAGGAUUACAUGAUAAAGCUCCCUUGGGGCUGAUGGAUACACCAUUACUUGAUACAGAAGAGGAAGUGCAUUACUGUUUUCUGCCAUUAGACUUAGUGGGAAAGUACCCUACUUUAGUCAAUGAUGAUAAUUUACUGUGGCUCCUGGAGAAUGCAGCUCUGAUAGAAUGUGAAUGCAGUGAGUUCCGUUUCAUAGUAAAUUUUCUUCGCUCAGAGAAGAUUUUGUUGCCUGAUAAUUUCACCAACAUAGAUGUUUUGGAAGCAGAAGUUGUAACUUUGGGAAUUCCUAACCUUACCGAUGCAGUGAAGCUUUAUAGGGGAAAUUGCUCUAUGCUGACCUCUAACCUUGAAGAUUCUGUGACGGGUAUAGUAAACAAGAUGCUGGAAGUUCAGGAAGUUGUGAGGCCCCCCUUGUAUGUUAUGGCACUUGGUGUCUUAGUAAAAUACCCUGAUUCAGCACUUGGACAGCUCCAUAUAGAAAGUACUUUAGACCGAAACCAGCUGUACAUCUCUGGGAAUGGAGUCCUCUUUCAACAUGUCAAGAACUGGCUAGGAACUUGCCGCCUCCCACUUACUGAAAAUGUGUCUGAAAUCCAUGAACUCUGUGCUUACUUGGACAAAAGGGACAUCACAUAUGAACCAAUGAAAGAUGCUUUGAAAUCAUAUCUGAAACAAAAGAUACCUGCAGAGACGAAGGGACACAAUGAAGACUGGACAGCAGAAGUAAGAGUCUACUCCCUGCAUCAGAUUGUGAAAAUUUAUGUGGGAAGCCAUUGGUAUGAAACGUACUUACAAACCUUGCUGAAGUGUCCAGAGCUCCUGUCAAACUGCAAAAAAGUUUAUUGGAUCACAUAUGGUCAGAGUCUCCUAAUCCAUGGAGAUGGGCAAAUAUUUCGACACAUUCUCAACUUCCUUAGACUUGGCAAGCUGUUUUUACCAUCUGAAUUUAAAGAAUGGUCUCUAUUUUGUCAAGAAGCAGAGGAGUACAGAAUUCCUUCUCUUUUUGAAGCACUUUAUCAGUGUGAUGGAUACAGAUUGUGGGUCAAAAAACAUGAAACUUACGCUGAAGCUGCUUUUCCAUUUAGAAGAUUAAAUAUUGUGACUUGGGAUAAGGAGCGUGAGUUCAGCAAAGACCCAAAAGAAGAACAUUCCUACACUGCUGUGGAUUUCAGUAACUGGUGUGUUAAUACCUGGAGUAAAAUAAAAGACAUGCAGGAUAGCAAAGGAGAGAAUGAGAAGUAUACCAGAAUGAUUUCACAGAGCAGAGGGACAAAACGAAGGAAUAAACCUGGAGGAUAUCAUCAGUCUACAGACAUCCGGGGAAAUUCCAGCUAUUGUAAACAUUCAGCAAGCCCUCCAAGGAAGAAAGGGGAAAGAGGCAAUUUAGCAAAAAAAUCAGAAAAUAGAAACUCAGCCACUCCCAUUCAGAAAUUAAUUUCCCUGGUAAAGGAAUGGGACAUGGUGAACUCCAAAAGAUGUGAAUUCCGGCAUGUGAUGAUAUCCAACAGUAACCUUGCAGAUAAUGUACCUUGUCAUAAAACACUUGAAAAUGGGGGUGACAUCAAAGAUCCUGCUGGCAGGUCUCCUGGAGUUCAGGAAAACGACCAGACUAUUCAAGCUGCGUUCAGUACUGAAGAGAAACAUUCGGAGCAACACACAUUCAAACAGAAUUUGCCAAUUACCCUAACUGCUGAAAAACACAGAUUCAGCACCAUAAGGGAGACUUACCCAAUGGAAAAAACUGCAGCAUUCAAAGAGUGGAGGGGCCAGGAGCAAACAGAAAAAGAUCCUCACCCAACCCAUCCCAGGCUAAAGCAGCUUGAAACUGGCAUGUUCGGCGUGGGGAUGAGCAGUAGCACUUGCCCAGAAACAACCGUCAAUGACCAAACCAACAUGGUAACCAAAGAAUUCAAUAAUGUAGGAUUCAUCCUUAAAGUCGAACAUCCUCCAGUUGUAGGCAGUGAUGGCUCUUGCACUUGGCAUGAAGAGAGUGUUGUUUACAGUGCUGGCAUCAAACCGGCUAAUUCAAACAGUCAACCAGUGGCUAGAGAUGUUGUUUUCCUAAGUUUUGCUUUGGCACGGGAAGAGAUAUUUUAUGCCAGGAAGUGCCACUGUUUUCUGACUGACAUCAUCCUGAAUUCCAUCAGGCAGAAGGAUGCCAGAGAGAUCACAGCCAAAGUUGUGAGGCUUGUGCACAGGCUUUGGACCCAACAGAUCCCACCAAAGGAGUUUGUUGCUGAUGUCCUGAACACAAAACCUUUUAACGAUGACAGACACGUUCAUGAAAAGCUACUUAGAUGGGUGGAAUUUACACUGCCAUUUGCAUGGAAGUACAGCCACUGCAUUGAUUUACUGCUAAAGAAAGGGUAUUCCAAAUCCAUAUCCUAUUUUGGCUUGGGAAAAUGAGUUACAGGAGCUUUAAUAAAGUUUGACCUAAAUGUUUCUCACUGUGAAAUGUCUGUCCUUGCUU